Messenger RNA from Ylistrum balloti, 1146 nucleotides. RefSeq names its product zinc finger C2HC domain-containing protein 1A-like. The transcript is spliced from 9 exons. Lineage: Eukaryota; Metazoa; Mollusca; Bivalvia; Pectinida; Pectinidae. Bases 1 to 1146 code for a protein of 381 amino acids. The record is from RefSeq and is a predicted model, not a curated record.
AUGGCGGACCAAGCUAAUAUGAAAAUUCAGCGGAAGCCAUGUCGCUCCUGUGGCAGACAGUUUGUGCAAGAAUCAUUGGCCAAACAUGAACCUAUUUGUAUGAAGCAAGCAGCGAAAAAGAGGAAAGUGUUUGAUUCAACCAAACAGAGAGCUGAGGGUACCGAAGUUAGCUACAGACAAAUGAAGCAAGCACAAAAGAAGGAGGUAAGGCCACCAAAGACAAAUUGGAGGGCACAGCAUCAGGACUUCAUCAACACUGUCAGAUCAGCCAGACAAGUUACCGUAGCCAUGGAGCGGGGAGAUCCCCUACCACCCCCUCCUCCACCUUCUAUCAACCCAGACUAUGUACAAUGUCCUCAUUGUGGCCGUCGGUUCAAUGAGAAGGCUGCAGCACGUCAUAUCGGAUUCUGUCAAGAACAACAGAAGAGAAUUAGCACAAAACCACAACCCAACGCCAACGCUAAAGCCAAGAUGGAUGCCAGAAAUUCGUACCAGCCACCAAAACUAAAGAGUAAAGGAGUGACACCAUCACCAUCAACAGGAUACAGUAGUCCAGGAGCCAGGGGUUCCCCAGCAGCAACUAGAGGUGCACCAGCAGCAAGGGCAUCCCCUUCAUCAGGUCAAGGAAGGACACCUGUUGGUACUACAGGAAGUGGGUAUGGCAGACAACCAGCACCUGCCUCCAGGGGGCGUCCUUCACCAUCAACAAAUCAGUAUCAGGCUAUUGACUACAGCGACUCUUCUCCGACAGGGUUAGAGGGUAGUGCUGUGGGGGUGCCCACAGGACGAGCUUUACGGACAGGGCGUAAUUCUGCUGUGUACAACGAUGCCAAGCGGGGGACUAGACCAGGCAGCACAGGAAUGCCUAAGUCUAAGUCAUCCUCAAGUAUCAGAGUCGCGGGGGCCGGUUCUAGCUCCCCAGCUUUUGGAUCACACAGUCCAUCUAUGCCUUCGGGGUUUACAGGUGGAAUUACAAGGGAGAAUGAGUCUGGUUACUAUAGCAGCAGUUCAGAAAAUGAAGUUCAUAGUCAGUAUGGUAGUAAACAAAAUGUGUCAAGAUUCUGUCAUGAAUGUGGAACUAAAUAUCCGAUUAGUACUGCAAAGUUUUGUUGUGAGUGUGGAAUUAAGCGAUUUGUGAUAUCCUGA